Molecule: messenger RNA, 8279 nt
Organism: Varanus komodoensis (Komodo dragon)
Lineage: Eukaryota; Metazoa; Chordata; Lepidosauria; Squamata; Varanidae
Gene: RPS6KA3
Product: ribosomal protein S6 kinase A3
Exons: 22
Coding region: 271-2502 (743 amino acids)
Biological process (GO): protein phosphorylation; intracellular signal transduction
Molecular function (GO): ribosomal protein S6 kinase activity; ATP binding; magnesium ion binding
Source: RefSeq, a predicted model, not a curated record
CUUCCGCGCGUGUGUCUGUCUGUCUGUGGGUCGUUUGUUUUGUUUUAUUCGUUUUGACUGAGCGGCCUGUUGUUUGAAUGCCUCCGCCGGCCGCGUGAGCGGCACCGUUGCUUCGUCCGGUGGGGUGGGGGGAGCGUCCCGGCAGUCUCCUCCCCUCGUCGGGGAGGAGGAAGGAUCCCGACCCUGAGCCUUACUGGUACUCUGAGGAGGAGGAGGAGGAGACGGCGGCGGCGGCGGAGGAGGAAAGGGGCUCGAAGUUAAAGAGGGAAGAUGCCGUUGGCGCAGCUGGCGGACCCCUGGCAGAAAAUGGCUGUGGAGAGCGCGGCGGAGAGCACGAACAGCGCCGAGAAUGGCCAACAAAUUAUGGAUGAACCUAUGGGAGAAGAAGAAAUAAAUCUUCAAACAGAUGAAGGCAAUAUUAAAGAGAUUGCAAUAACAUAUCAUGUCAAGGAAGGACAUGAAAAAGCAGAUCCUUCACAAUUUGAACUCUUGAAAGUACUAGGACAAGGAUCUUUUGGAAAGGUAUUCCUUGUCAAAAAAAUCUCAGGAUCGGAUGCCAGGCAACUAUAUGCAAUGAAAGUGCUAAAAAAAGCAACACUGAAAGUUCGUGAUCGUGUUCGGACAAAAAUGGAGCGUGACAUCUUAGUAGAAGUUAAUCAUCCAUUUAUUGUCAAGUUACAUUAUGCUUUUCAAACAGAAGGGAAGCUAUAUCUCAUUUUAGACUUUCUCAGGGGAGGAGAUUUGUUUACACGCUUAUCCAAAGAGGUGAUGUUCACAGAAGAGGAUGUCAAAUUCUACUUGGCAGAAUUAGCACUUGCUUUAGAUCAUCUGCAUAGUCUUGGAAUAAUAUACAGAGACCUAAAACCAGAAAACAUACUACUUGAUGAAGAAGGACAUAUUAAAUUAACAGAUUUUGGCUUAAGCAAAGAGUCUAUUGAUCACGAAAAAAAAGCAUACUCUUUCUGUGGAACAGUUGAAUAUAUGGCCCCAGAAGUAGUUAAUCGACGAGGUCAUACACAGAGUGCAGACUGGUGGUCAUUUGGUGUCUUGAUGUUUGAAAUGCUCACUGGUACUCUACCUUUCCAAGGGAAAGACAGAAAAGAAACCAUGACUAUGAUUCUCAAAGCCAAACUUGGAAUGCCCCAGUUUUUAAGCCCAGAAGCUCAAAGUCUUCUCCGCAUGCUUUUCAAGAGAAACCCUGCAAACAGAUUAGGAGCAGGUCCUGAUGGAGUUGAGGAAAUUAAGAGGCAUCAAUUUUUCUCCACAAUAGAUUGGAAUAAAUUGUACAGAAGAGAAAUUAAUCCACCCUUUAAACCUGCAACUGGGAGACCUGAAGACACAUUUUAUUUUGACCCUGAAUUUACAGCAAAAACUCCAAAAGAUUCACCUGGUAUUCCACCUAGCGCUAAUGCUCACCAACUUUUUCGGGGCUUCAGUUUUGUAGCUAUUGCAUCAGAUGAUGAAAGCCAAGCUAUGCAGACUUCUAGUGGGCACCCAAUUGUUCAGCAGUUGCACAGGAACAGUAUUCAGUUUACUGAUGGAUAUGAAGUCAAACAAGACAUAGGAGUUGGUUCCUAUUCGGUUUGCAAGAGAUGUAUACAUAAAGCAACAAAUAUGGAAUAUGCAGUAAAGAUUAUAGACAAGAGUAAAAGAGACCCCACAGAGGAAAUAGAAAUCUUGCUACGAUAUGGACAACAUCCAAAUAUUAUUACCCUCAAAGAUGUAUAUGAUGAUGGGAAAUACGUGUAUCUGGUAACUGAACUUAUGAAAGGUGGAGAACUGUUGGACAAAAUCCUUAGACAAAAAUUUUUUUCAGAAAGAGAAGCCAGUGCUGUCCUACUGACAAUAACUAAAACAGUUGAAUAUCUUCAUGCACAAGGAGUUGUACACAGAGACUUGAAACCUAGCAAUAUCCUUUAUGUUGAUGAAUCAGGCAAUCCAGAAUCAAUCCGAAUCUGUGAUUUUGGAUUUGCAAAGCAGCUGAGAGCAGAAAACGGCCUUCUAAUGACGCCAUGUUACACAGCAAAUUUUGUUGCCCCUGAGGUUUUAAAAAGACAAGGCUAUGAUGCUGCAUGUGACAUAUGGAGUCUUGGUGUUCUUCUUUAUACAAUGCUGACCGGCUAUACUCCCUUUGCAAACGGUCCUGAUGAUACUCCAGAAGAAAUUUUGGCAAGAAUAGGAAGUGGGAAGUUUUCUCUCAGUGGUGGAUACUGGAAUUCUGUUUCAGAUACAGCAAAGGAUUUGGUUUCAAAAAUGCUUCAUGUUGACCCUCAUCAAAGGCUGACUGCUGCCCAGGUCCUAAGACAUCCCUGGAUUGUUCACUGUGACCAACUGCCUCAGUACCAACUAAACAGGCAGGAUGCUCCACAUCUUGUAAAGGGCGCCAUGGCUGCUACAUACUCAGCAUUAAAUCGCAAUCAGUCACCAGUCUUAGAGCCAGUGGGUCGUUCUACUCUUGCUCAACGAAGAGGUGUCAAAAAAAUUACCUCAACUGCUCUGUGAAGUGACCUCAGCUGAAAAAUUUGGUACCAUAGUAAGAUGAUAGCACAAAUCAUGGCAACAGGUAGCACAUAUCCAAGAUACUUGUAAGCACACUGUUCCAGCUGGUACCUACUAUGCUGCUGUUCCUGCUUUCGUCUUUUCUUCCUUUAAACUUAUUGAAGGGCAAAACAUUGCCCUUCUGAUGGCAUAUAAAGUGGAUUCAGUAGAAAUGAACUAUUCAUGGAGAUAAUGUAGAAUUAUGAACACCUGUUCUGUUACAUUAAAUACACUGAAUAAAGCACUCUGCACCAUAUAGCAUUAUUUUUAUAGGGAAUGUUUCCUCUCCCUUUAAAACAUUAUUCAUUACAUGUAUGGAUGGACAGUUUAUGUUAAGCACUUAGCUUAAACAAUGUUUAUAUUAGCACUGUAUAAUUUGUGCCAUCCAGCAUUUUAUAUGUUUUUCUAAUUUUUCAUAACAGUACAUUUUUGUACUGUUUCCUUUUACAUGCCUUCUAUUUAGACUAAUUGACAAUUAAAUCUGAUUAAAAUGGUUAAUCAGUGUAGUUGGACAUCUCUAAAACAGCUUGACUGUUAAACAGCUAUUGAAUGUAAUUCUGUGAAUGUGUUUUUCCUUGCCUCUGCCUCACCACAGAUACAUCGGGGCUGUUCACAAGACAGCCCACUCUGUUUUACUUAAUCCAUAGUGAGGCUUCAUUGCAUAUAGGGUGCAUGUGGUUGCUAUUUCGAAUAUGGUGGUGCAAACACAGCAAGUGUGGGUCAUGUGAGAAUUAAACAACCCUCACAUAACCCAUGCUUGCUGAGUUUACACAGCAUGACAAUUCCUGACCACGGGUUCAGUAUGCAACUUGGUGUCCUCAGGUGCCGUGGUUCAUGCAGACCAGGCUGUUGUUAGAUGUAAUGGGAAGCUAGAGCUAUUAUAGCAUUUAAUGGUGUAAUAGGUUCUCACCAUCACACAUGUGCAGCUAGGACCCUGAGGGUAUGGAAUGGGCUUUCAUGGGGUGGCUGAGGCCCCAUCGGUGAGGGUAUUCAAGGAUAUGCGAGACAUGCACAUGGCAGGCAUGUUGUGAGCGGAGCCGGCUAGAGCCGGGAGUCAGACUCGAUGGCCUGGGAGGCCCCUUCUGACUUGUUCUGUUUCUAUGUCUCUAAUUCCUGAAAUAUCUCCAGUGCAGUGCAAGAGCCAUAUUUGAAAUCCUUGGCAAAAUAGUUUAAAUUUAGUUCACUUAUUUACAACAGGUCAUCCUUUACUGAUUAAAGAAUGAGUCGUUCUUGCACAGUGCUGAACCAGUGAUAGGAUGGGGAAAUGGAAUGUUUUAAAGCUAAUGCAGUGCAUUGACUGGUAAUACGCAUGCUAGCAAAAUUUCUUGGGGUCAGGAAAUCACUAAGAGCCUGUCACAUUUGGACUAUUUUCAAGCUGCCACAAGAAACAGAAUGAAUAUGCCUAAUGUCUGCAACCUAUUCCUCUUGGUUCUGCUGUAAGGUUUGGGCUUUUCAAUUGGUAUUGCUGGCCUAUAAACUGGCACCCUUGUUCAUAGUGUAUAGUAAGGGCCUGCAGUCCUAAAGACUGCAUAGUAAAGAGUAAGGGUCAUUUAACACAGUGCAACCUACUUUGGAGCUUUGUUUUUACCAUUUUCUUGGGAAAGAGUGAAAAGUUUUGUGUGCCACAAAUAUUGACCAGUUUGAAUAGUUUUGGGAUUCUUCUUUUCUGGGAAAAAUUGAAAUUGUAUUUACUGAAAAGUACAAUGUACUAAAGAACAAUAUAAUUUUGAUGGAUAAUCCCAGAGUUCUGCCAAAGAAAUUAUUCUGUCAUUGUAAUAAUAUUUUCCAUUGUCUUUCAUUUUUCAAAAAAAACUCAAUUCAAUAUGUUAGACAGUUGAAGCAAAAUAAGCAACUUGUUGUAGCUUUUUGCUUUUAUCAAAUGCUCACUUUUCCUUUGAUCACUCACUGCCCAGAUAUAGUCUUCAUCUUACUUAAGAUGCAUUUGUAGUGCCAUCCACUGCAUCCCCUCAUGCUUUUAAAAUCCUUUUUCAAGUUAUUAUACUUUUUAUUUAUAACUGACAAUUUAAAAUAAACAUUGUCAUCCGCCACUUUGCUGCAGAAUGGUUUGCAAUUAUGUCUUUGCUUAGAUUUCUCUUCAAAACACCUAUUAGCCACCAAGGGCCUUUGAUUUACUAUUGUCUUCUGCUGGUUGAAUGUUGGUGUUCUAAAAUUCAGUUCUCUUUUAUCAUGGUUGAAAAUCUUUUCAAAUAUGUUUUCCACAGUUAGCUGCAAUUUUCAUUGCAGUGGCAAAUUCAGCAUUGCUAAUCUCCUAACUUCAACUUAAAAGGACAGCUGUGACUUCAUAGUGGUGAUUUCACCGGCCACUUCAUAUUGAUGUGGCAAUAUUUUAAUAUUUGCCCAGUAAACAUCUGUUAUUCCUUAAUAUGAUUUGGAGACGUGAUCUGUGCAGACAAUGAACCAUCUACAUUUUCUUGGUUUGGUUUUUGGAUUCGGUCUGUAUUUUCUCCCUCAAUAUCUAAUCAGAUUUUUUCAGUAGAUUACAGCUUUAACUCUGUGAUCAUUCAGUUUAAUGCUUACCUUAAUAUUUAUCAACUAUUAGUUUAUUAGCAGAAAUGGCUCUGCAGCAUUUAUGAUGCAGUUCACAGCCACAUAAACAGACAAGAGGCAGGCCAAAAAUGGAAAAUUUUGUUUGUUUUAGAUGGAGGUCUUAUUUUGUGUUCUACAAACACAAACCAUAAAAUUAACCUAAAGGAAAUAGUGUCACUUCUUCUAAGGUCAGCUUUUUUUUGUAUUGUCAUAGAUGGAUUAUUUAUAUUUGGAACAUGGCUUUAAUGUCUUAAAUUUAGGAGGAAUCCUGAAAUGCUUGCAGCUGUUGACCUAAUAUUCAGACAUUUUUGUAAAUACUUUAAAAUUCACAUUCUGCCAGAAGGUGUCCUGUUAAUAAAGAGCAAGCAAAUACUAGACUGUAGUGAGUGACAGUGGGCAAAUGAACUGGUUUCUUGCAAUAAGCUCCUGUUUCAGUUUUCUGUGAUUAGUAACACAUUUCAUAAAAUAGAAAGUUAUUAUAUUCUAAAGUGUGAAGGAAGAUCUUCAUUGAAGGAUUUUAUUAGAUGUUUGAAAGGACUAGUCUUUUUGCACUUGUACUAUUAGGUCUAUAAAUGUAAUAUCACUUCUGUAGAUAGAAAAUUCAUCUUUUGCGUUAGACUGUUCUUAAAGCAGUCUGCUCUCAAGUGAUUUCAUUUUCAUUGUUCCCUUAAGGAUGUUAUGUUUACAAAGGAACUUUGCACAGGUGGAUUCAAACAUAUCCAGACAUAUGUUAGUCUGUGGCCUUGUGACAGCCAGUUCCUAGAGCAAAAGCAUUCGGAUUACAAUCCUUAACAUGUUUAUUAAGAAGUAAACUCAGAUUAACACAGUGGGACUUAACCUCUGACUAAACAUGCAGCAGGAUUGCACUGUAAUUCUUAGAACUUGCAUCUGACCCUAGCAAAAUACUGUGAAUUCUUACAGUCUAGUGUUCCAUAUUGUUUCCCGAAUUACUUAUGUUCUUUUCCCAUACACCAGUGUGAGCAUUCCUUCCUCUACCUAAACUCUCUGCUUUAUAAUAUCCUUUAGCUUCUUGGUCAACAUUCUGUAGCGAUAAUUUUGACUUGUUUAGAACAAGACAUAGCCAUACUUCAGAACUUAAAACCAUUGGUGUGCAGUCUUUUCUUUGCUGUGCGGUCAUUUAUUAAUAUGGAAUGGAAUUUUCAGUGCUUCAUUGGACAAGUUGAGAUGGGGCAUGGUGAGUUAUUUAACCCAGAAUGGUGCAUGGGGUUCAAAUGAGAUGGUGCAACUCCCAAACCCUCUGAAUCAAUCACAUUCAAAUCAGUAGCUACACAUGUACAUGGCUCACACUGUGGCUCAUCAUGGGUUAUUAAGCUCAUCACAACCAAUUUUGUUGCUGAACUGAGUCACUGUGUAUCAAAGAGUAACAGGUAGUGAUCAGGCAGCUUUGUUUUCCAUAGAACAAACCUAUAACUAACCAAAACAUUAAAUGUACCACUUGGGAGUCUUAAUACAUUAAGAACAGUAUAUAAAUGUAGUAAAUAAAAACAUUAAAAUUACAGUUCAGUUAGCCUCAUUUUAUACACAGAUAUGCUCUAGAUAACCAGGUACAUUGCAAGUAGAUACUUAAGUAUGACACCAGGGAAAAUUAAACCUCUUCUUUUCUCCCCACCACCAUGCCCUGGUGGGAUGGGUACUGCUUCAUUAAACAUGUAAACCAAGGUACUGUAUCAGAAAGUACUACAAAAUAAAGUUGAGUAAAAACAAUGUCGGAAAGGAACAACCAACUACACUGCUUUGCUAUUUCUAUUCUUCUGUGGUCUUAAAUAGUAUAAAUACUAUAUAUCACAGAAAAAAAAAUUGCAAAUAAUGUUUACAAUCAAAAUUGAUUUUAAAACAUUAACUUCAAAAUAGACAAUAGUAGAAAUUGUUAAAAAAUAACUUGAGAAUGUUUCAUACUGCUGGUUUAUUCAUAAAGAAAAAAACUAGGAAAAUAUCCAAACUCUUUUAUUUAACCCUUUCAUUGUUCUUGUCUUGUUCUUGGACAUCCAGUUCAUGUUUCCUUCAUAUUCUUUACUGUGCCUAGUUUGUCUUGGCUUCUUUAAAUCUGAAAAUGUAUUAUCUAUUUUUGGGACCCUGGGACAUUCCUAUAUAAAACUUUGCUUUCUUGUUCUCCACUGUAAACAAAAUAUUCAGAAUUUGAUAGCUUCUGAUAGCUAUGCAGCAAGAAUUUUAGCAAUCUAGCUUAUUUCUUGUAAUACGAAACAAAUGUCCAGAGCCAAAUAAGCAUCCUAUGCCAGUAUGUCAGGAAGCGUGAUGCUUUUCAUAUGAACACUGUACUAACUGACAUGGGAUGCUACAACUGGUUUUUAACAUCCUAAAAUGCUAUUUCUCUGCUUUUCCUUCUAUUAAACACGUAAUGUGAGAUAAACUGGAAAGUUUUGAGAACUGGAGUUAAAUGGCUAGCAAAACUAAAUACACAUCUUCAACAUGUGAGCAGAGGAAAACUGAAAUUUGCUACAGUGGCCCUUGCGAUCUAGUAAAGAAUAAAUGAGUGACAUAUUUAAAAUCGAUAGAAUAGGGAAUAAGGAAACAAAUGUAUUUAGGGUUUUGUAUUGUAAAUGUUUAUCAACUAAAGCACUGCUUUUCUGAUAAUGCAAAGGAAGGCUUUAAGGCAUGUAAAUCCUUGGUAAUCAGUAAGGAAUGGCUUUUAGCUCAUGGAAGUGAUGUAAAUGAUUAGCUUUAUCUUGAUACUUCUGACCUAAUCAAAGGGAAAGUGCACUCAUGAGGGAUGUAAUUAUUUUACUGUGUUAGUGAAGGUUGAGGGGGUCUACUUAAGAGAUUUUUUAAAAAUAUCAGAAAAUAUUUUUCUACAAUUCUGUACAAUCAGUCUUUAUAUUGACUUCCUCAGCAUGGCAUGCGAAUCUAGGGUACAGUAAUAGGACUUCAUACUGUACCUUUAGAGUAGAAAAUUAAAAUAGCAUCUAUCAGAUGCUUUUAUUAGCAUAAUGGAACUGUAAUGCUGGUAAAAAGGCUAAAAGAACUGAAUACUUUUGUUCUAUUGAGAUCCAUGUAUGUUUUUAAAAAUACUGUAUACGUGUAAUCAGAAUUGUUCCAGACAUAACCACAGAUGAGCCUGGAAAGAUACUAUUGCUUGUAUCCUUGUCAAAAGGCAGGUUUUGUAGUCUUCAAAAGAAAUUGAAUUUAUACUGCAAAUAAACUUUGAAAGAUAUUAA